Molecule: messenger RNA, 516 nt
Organism: Dictyostelium purpureum
Lineage: Eukaryota; Evosea; Eumycetozoa; Dictyosteliales; Dictyosteliaceae
Exons: 2
Coding region: 1-516 (171 amino acids)
Source: RefSeq, a predicted model, not a curated record
AUGAAAAAUAAACAAUUAUUAAAAAUAAAAGAAAAUAAAAAAUCAAAUAAAUUCUGGUUAGAAGAGUCUGAACUCGAGGAUGAUUUAGAAAUUAAAAAUAAAAAAUCAAAUAAAUUCUGGUUAGAAGAGUCUGAAAUCGAAGAUGAUUUAGAAAUUGAAAGUGAUAGUUUUUUUUUUCCAAAAACAAGAUCAUUGAAAAGAAAAAAGGAAAAGAGUAAUGAAAACGAUAAUCUUCCAAAAUUCAGUCCAGAUAAGCCAUAUUAUGAAAUUUUUGUUGAUGAAGUAGUCACUAAAACCAUUUAUGUAACUGAUUAUGACAUUUGCUAUUGCGAUAAAAAUAAAAAAAACUACUAUAAAAUUCCCCUUACUCUUGAAAAUUUUUCAAUAAUAGAUCUGUUUGAUGCACCUGAUGAGGAAGUAGUACUAAAGCCACCCAAACCAACAAUUCUAGUAUCACCAUCAACUGAUAAUAAUAACGACCAGGAUAUUACAAAAAAAGAAGAUCCUAAAAAUUAA